Messenger RNA from Plutella xylostella (diamondback moth), 1436 nucleotides. Its product is annotated as alpha-(1,3)-fucosyltransferase C. The record is from RefSeq and is a predicted model, not a curated record. Lineage: Eukaryota; Metazoa; Arthropoda; Insecta; Lepidoptera; Plutellidae. Gene Ontology annotation, cellular component: membrane. Gene Ontology annotation, molecular function: fucosyltransferase activity.
AUCUCACAGUUGUGGAAGCACGACGGAAGGUGAUACGUGUGUGUGAAGUGCGAACUGAAAUGACGACUGUGUCCUCCGCGAAGUACUUCAUGUUCUUAUGUUUAUCUGUGCUUCUGUUCUCCGUUUACCUCAUAAGUACCUCUGAACGCACUUCCAGCGUUGCUCCAGAUUUGCUGUAUGACUUCAACAUGAAAUAUUUACUGUUUUGGACUCCUAGAAGCGAGCAUUCCCCGUUUACUCCCAUGCUUGAGGGCGUCCAGGAAUUUGUUAAGCACAAUUGCGAAUACCAAAAUUGUUUCCUCACGGCCAACAGAUCUUAUUUUGAGAGCAUAACGAAAUUCGAUGCUUUACUCUUCCACGGAAAAGAGCUAUCAGUAGCGGAGACCACUGAAACUCUGCCUAAGUCAAGAUCUCCUAAACAGAAGUACAUCUUUGCGACCAUAGAGUCUGCGCACAACUACCCCAUGUGUGACCCUAUCUAUGAUGGCUUCUUCAACUGGACGUGGACUUAUAGACUCGACUCCGACGUGCGAUGGGGCUACCUCACUGUGCUGGACAUGCAAGGACAAGUCGUGGGGCCAAAAUCAGACAUGAGCUGGAGACAAAUGAAUGAAACCAUAGAUAGUGAAGUAAGAGAACAACUGAAGAUGAAAAGCAAGGCUGUAGCUUGGUUGGUGUCUCACUGCCAGACACGAAGCUUCAGAGAACUCUACGCAUUAGAUCUGAGGGAAAAUCUCAGCGCAUUGGAUUUAGAUAUGGACAUUUAUGGAGCAUGUGAGGGGUCGCAGUCGUGCCCCAGAAGUCGCGAUUGUGAUAGGAAACUGAAGAAUUAUUACUUUUAUUUGGCUUUUGAGAAUUCGUUUUCUGUUGAUUACGUGACGGAAAAAGUGUUGAAUGCGAUGGACAAUUUAGCUGUGCCAAUUGUGUUCGGAGACGCUAACUACUCGAGGUUUCUGCCUCCAGGCUCUUACAUCAACGCGAGGGAGAUGAGCCCAGAGCAACUUGCAGACACCAUCAGCAAUCUCAUCUCAAACUCAUCCCAGUACGAAGAGUUCUUUCGUUGGAGAAGGUUCUAUCGCAUCGUAGAAACGACGUCAAACGUGGACGUGUGCAACCUUUGCGCAAUAAUGAACGAUAAGAGGAAAUUCAUGAGUGAAUCGGUGUACAGGAAUUUCAGAGAGUGGUGGAAUAACAAAGAUCAAAAAUGUCCUGAUAGGAGAAAGCUUAUAUGGAAAAAUACUUUCACAUAGUUUUAUUUUCAAUGAUGUUAAUUAUUAUGUUUAUCUUUCAAUGAUUCUUUUAAUGAUUUUCUCAAGUGUUAAUAUGAGUAAGGUAUAUGUUUUAAACUAUUACUAAAAGUAAUUGCAAGUUUUAUGCUAUCGAUCCUGUAGCCCCGAAAAAGUUUCGUUUCUUUUUUUGAGGUAACGCCCUUUAUU